Messenger RNA from Camponotus floridanus (Florida carpenter ant), 1975 nucleotides. RefSeq names its product protein Star. Lineage: Eukaryota; Metazoa; Arthropoda; Insecta; Hymenoptera; Formicidae. Bases 611 to 1558 code for a protein of 315 amino acids. The transcript is spliced from 6 exons. The record is from RefSeq and is a predicted model, not a curated record.
AAUUCUACAAGAGCCUGUAAACUAGGAAGGCACUUUGAAAUUAUUUAGUCGAGACUGCAUUGAAUAUAUUCAGCUUAUUACACAAUAAACCAACGAUACCAGAAACAAAGGAGGAACGAGAGGUACAAAGCGAGCUUCUCGGUUUCGAUUUAUCACUCUCCCACCAACGUUCGAAAGAGAUUUUCACAUUGCAACGUCGGGGAAAGCGGAACGUGCGGGGAAACGAUUUAUGACACACAACACAACACAACGAUAACACGCUUAGAAGGUCGAGCCACGUGACACAGAGUUCAGUCAAAGACGUUUCCCAAAUAUUGUGACCGCGCGACGCUCGCCGCGAUACGUUCUCUAUUUGACGUGAAUAUACAUACAUCUCGCACGUGUGUCGAUCAUCGAAAAGUGCGACGACGUAUCGGUGCAGAAAAGUGCAGUCUGGAUCCGAUCACAAAAUCGAAUCGGUUCAAGCGUCGUAUUCAGGGAUGUGACGAACGCUCGUACGUGAGCAGAGAAACGGACGAGAGAUAUAAAUGGUCUCGCUCGCAUAAGCGCGCAUCUCUUCGAUUUCACAUAAGGAAGAGCACGAAUCAUCGUGGAACCGGUGAAAGCGAAAAUGGCUCCCGCAGGGUUACCUUCGUCAAACGGAGCUCUACCACCAUUUACAGGGUCUACCCUGGUCGGCACAUCGUUUGCCAGUUAUAAAAGGGCCUGGUGGAGAAGAGUGGCCCCCUGCUUGGCCUUCCUCGCCGCCUUUUGCACCGCUAUGGCUGUGCUUCUAGUCUGGAGCGAAGCGGCAGCUUUGAGGAGACAGGCGUUCGAUGCGAAUAUGACCAGGGACUACGUGCUCGAUAGCGUUUCGAUGGACAAUCCGCAAUUGGUCGCAUAUAUACGACAGGUGCAUCUGAAACCCACGACCCAUCAAGAUCCGUUGAACGCCAACCAGACAUCGGAAGAAAAGUACGUGGUCAGUUUAUCGCAAGGCAAACGCGAGGGAAUCUACGCAGAAUACAUCAGCAGGAUAGGCGUGAUUUCUAGCACCGCUUGGCUAGAGUCCAAUCUGAGUUGGCAUGGCAUUCUGAUAUUAACCGAGCCCAAAAACUUCUUCGAGGCGCAGAGGAGCACCAGAAAUCCGCGAUCGAAAGUUCUCCACGCCUGUCUCAGUACAGACACAGAUACCAAAGAGAUAAAGUACCAUCAGGAGUCGGAGGUCCAAGUCACCAAAUUGGGCGACGGUCCUAACAGCCUCGUAUCGUCGGACGAUGGUUUUCCUACCACUAGACUAAAGUGCUUUCCUCUCUAUAGCGUACUGUUGGCAUAUAACACUACAACUUUGGAUUAUUUAAGUUUGGACAGUCCCGACGCUCCCGAUGGCCAGGUACUCGACACCAUCCCUUGGGACAUUAUAAAAAUAUCAAUAGUGUCUGUACGCUGGAAUCCCCAUCAUAGCGAGACAGAGAUAAAGAACUUCAUCGAUAAAAUGACCAGCCGAAGAUACAAGCUCGUACAUACGACAGACACCGGAAAGUGGAUCUUUUUGUACAAUACUCUGCUUAAGAUUUAAUUCUUGACUCAGGUUAAUGCGGUAGACUGAGGAAGGAGGGAAUAUGUCGUCGCAAGAUUAAAUAUACAAUAUGAGCGACUCGAAACGCCAUUAACCCUUCUUGCUGUGCUUUUGAUUCGUAUUUAAUAUUUUAAUCGCUGCUUAGAAAUAUUUCUUUCGAUCAAAAGUACGAUCUCCCGUUCGAUCUCACAGGACAAUUUAAUUUAUCGUCAAUAUUAAGGAUACCGGAAGUAAUUAAUCGCAGAAUUAGUUUUUUGUUGAAUUUUCGAAUUUGUUGUCUCGUGCUAUGCGAGAUAUUUUCGGCACUCACCAAAAGGUAAGUUUGUCUUUCUUGCAAUUUAUAAGGAUAAUCCGUAAUUUAAAACGCAUAUAUGCUGAUAACAAUUAUCAAUUAAAUUUCCAAAGACUCAUGAAUUC